This is a messenger RNA of Fusarium keratoplasticum, 3210 nucleotides long. Its product is annotated as Bifunctional cytochrome P450/NADPH--P450 reductase. The record is from RefSeq and is a predicted model, not a curated record. Lineage: Eukaryota; Fungi; Ascomycota; Sordariomycetes; Hypocreales; Nectriaceae. Gene Ontology annotation, cellular component: cytosol. Bases 1 to 3210 code for a protein of 1069 amino acids. The transcript is spliced from 6 exons. Gene Ontology annotation, molecular function: flavin adenine dinucleotide binding; heme binding; iron ion binding.
AUGGCCGAGUCUGUUCCUAUUCCGGAACCCCCUGGGUAUCCCCUCAUUGGAAACUUGGGCGAGUUCACCACCAGCCCGUUGGCUGACUUGAAACGCCUGGCCGAUACCUAUGGCCCCAUCUUCAGACUACGCCUACCUGGCAAGUCUCCCAUCUUUGCAUCAUCCAAUGCCUUUGUCAACGAACUCUGUGACGAAAAGAGGUUUCAGAAGACGCUCAAGUCUGUCCUGGGUACUGUUCGAGAAGGCGUUCACGAUGGCCUCUUUACGGCUUACAAUGAUGAGCCAAACUGGGGCAAAGCGCAUCGAAUUCUGCUCCCUGCCUUUGGACCACUCUCCAUCCGCAGCAUGUUUGAUGAGAUGCAUGACAUAGCUACCCAGAUGUGCAUGAAGUUUGCUCGCCACGGCCCUCAAACUCCCAUCAACGCCUCGGAUGAUUUUACCCGCCUCGCCCUCGACACUCUUGCCCUGUGCUCGAUGGGCUUUCGCUUCAACUCAUAUUACCGCGAGGAGCUGCACCCAUUCAUUCAGGCUAUGGGAGACUUCCUUACUGAGUCUGGUGUGAGAAACAGACGCCCGACCUUUGCCCCUAACUUUCUCUACCGUGCCGCAAAUGAGAAGUUCUUUGCCGACAUCAAAGUCAUGAAGGACCUGGCCGCCGAAGUUGUGGCCAACCGGAAGGAGAGGCCCAAUGAUCGAAAGGACCUACUCACUGCCAUGCUUGAGGGGGUUGAUCCUCAGACUGGCGAGAAGCUCUCGGACGAAAACAUUGGCAAUCAGCUCGUCACAUUCCUGAUUGCUGGCCAUGAGACGACCUCGGGUACACUGGCAUUCUCUUUUUACAACCUACUCAAGCACCCAGAGGCCUAUGAGAAAGCACAGCAGGAAGUCGACCAAGUCAUUGGCCGUGGUCCCAUCACUGUUGAACACCUCACCAAGCUCCCGUACCUUUCUGCUAUCCUAAGAGAAACCCUACGACUCAAUUCCCCAAUCCCCGGCUUUGGUGUAGAGGCCAUUGAAGAUACGUUCCUGGGAGGCAAGUACCUCGUUAAGAAGGGGGAAAUCGUGUCUUGCAUGCUAUCUAAAGCCCAUCUUGACCCUGUCGUCUACGGCGAAGAUGCUGAAGCAUUCCGCCCUGAGAGAAUGCUGGACGAGAAUUUCGAGAGGCUACAAAAGGAGCACUCUAAUUGCUGGAAGCCUUUCGGAAAUGGCAAACGCGCCUGUAUUGGAAGACCCUUCGCCUGGCAGGAGGCCCUUCUCGCCUUGGCAAUGCUCUUGCAGAACUUCAACUUUACCAUGGAUGAUUCCAACUACCAGCUCCAGAUACAGGAGACGCUGACAAUCAAACCAAAACACUUCAACAUGCGAGCAACUCUUCGGCACGGCAUGACGCCGACUGAACUCGAGCAUGCCUUGGCUGGCCGAGGCGGUCAUAGUCAUGCAACUUCGGGUACCAAGGCUUCUGCAGCUUCUGGUGCUGAGGGGGCCGGCGGAAAGCCCAUCUCAAUCUACUAUGGCUCCAACAGCGGCACUUGCGAAGCCCUUGCUCAACGAUUGGCCUCAGAUGCGCCAAGCCACGGCUUCGCUGCUAAGAACAUUGGCCCUCUGGACCAGGCCAAACAGAACCUCCCUGAAGAUCAUCCGGUUGUCAUUGUCACUGCGUCCUAUGAGGGCCAGCCCCCCUCCAACGCUGCUCAUUUCAUCAACUGGAUGGAACGGCUGAGUGGACAGGAGAUGGAGAAGGUUUCCUACGCCGUUUUCGCAUGCGGCCACCAUGACUGGGUUGAGACGUUCCACCGAAUUCCCAAGCUCGUGGAUGCAACUCUGGAGAAGAGGGGCGGAACUCGCCUUGUCCCCAUGGGCAGUGCUGAUGCCGCAGUCAGCGACAUGUUUAGUGACUUUGAGGCAUGGGAAGACGAAAUCCUCUGGCCUGCUUUGAAGGAGAAGUACGGAGGCGAUGAGGUCGAUGGCAAAGCUGGCUCACAGCGAGGCUUGCUAGUGGAACUGUCGACUCCGAGAAAGACGAGACUUCGACAGGACGUCGAAGAAGCCUUAGUGGUUUCGGAGAAAACCCUCACGGCGUCAGGGCCUCCCAAGAAGAACAUCGAGAUCCAGCUCCCCACGGGUAUGACAUACAAGGCCGGCGACUAUCUGGCCAUCUUGCCCCUGAACCCUAAAACCACCGUCGGACGCGUCUUUCGCCGAUUCAAGCUCGCUUGGGAUGUCUUCCUCAAGAUUCACUCAGACGGACCGACCACUCUCCCAACGAAUACAGAAAUCUCUGCGUAUGACGUCUUCAGUGCGUAUGUAGAGCUGUCACAGCCGGCAACGAAGAGGAACAUUCUUGCCUUGGUAGAAGCCACCGAAGACAAGGCUAUUAUUGAGGAGCUUGAAAAGCUUACUGGGGAUGCAUACGCUGAGGAAAUUUCGGCCAAGAAGGUGUCGGUCCUUGAUCUCCUUGAGAAGUACCCGGCCGUCGCCCUCCCCAUCAGCUCAUAUCUUGCCAUGUUGCCUCCGAUGAGGGUCCGUCAAUACUCUAUCUCGUCUUCUCCGCUUGCAAACUCUUCCAAGCUCACACUUACGUAUUCUCUGCUCGACGCACCAUCACUUUCUGGCCAGGGUCGCCAUGUCGGUGUUGCGACACACUUCUUGUCGUCACUUUCCCCUGGAGAGAAGCUUCAUGUCUCAGUUCGUCCUUCAGUUGCAGCUUUCCAUCUCCCAAGUGAUGCCGAAAACACGCCACUUAUCUGCAUUGCGGCUGGUACUGGCCUCGCGCCGUUCCGUGGUUUCAUGCAAGAGCGGGCCGCCAUGCUUGCUGCGGGACGAAACCUCGCACCAGCCAUGCUCUUCUUCGGUUGCCGCAACCCCGAUAUCGACGACCUCUAUGCUGAUGAAUUUGACCGCUGGGAGAAGAUGGGGGCAGUUUCGGUACGACGGGCCUACUCCCGAGCGACAGACAAGUCAGAGGGAUGCAAGUACGUGCAGGACAGGCUCUAUCACGACCGCGCCGACGUGUUCAAGUUGUGGGAUCAGGGCGCCAAGGUGUACAUCUGCGGAAGCCGGGAGGUUGGCAAGGCUGUGGAAGGUGUUUGUGUCCGUCUCGUCGUGGAGUGGUCAGAGGAGCACAUGAAGUGUGCUUCAACAGAAGAAAAGGCACGCGAAUGGUUUGAGAAGCAUCGCAAUGAGCGAUUCGCCACGGAUGUAUUUGAUUGA